Messenger RNA from Penaeus monodon (black tiger shrimp), 1421 nucleotides. RefSeq names its product zinc finger-containing ubiquitin peptidase 1-like. The record is from RefSeq and is a predicted model, not a curated record. Lineage: Eukaryota; Metazoa; Arthropoda; Malacostraca; Decapoda; Penaeidae.
GCACAGUACGGCAUGGAUAAUGAGGGUAACUUCUCACAACAAUCUCUCACCAACAUGCAGAGAGCGGUUUAUGCUGGAGAGAUGACAGUGGCCGACUAUUAUGAGAGACAGAUUGAGCUGAAGAUCGCUGAGAAAAAUGGUGUUGAUGAUGGAAGAGCUUGUUCAAAAGGUCUUCUUGGGGCAAUAAAAGCUGUAAGUGAAAGCAGUAACAAUGUUCGUGCUGCACAUUUCUGCACCACUGUUGACCACUACGGCUCGACAUAUGGGGAUCGAGGCUGGGGUUGCGGCUACAGAAACAUCCAGAUGCUGUUCAGUUCAUUACAGCACCACACAGGCUACUAUUCUCGUCUCUUCUCUGGACCAAAUGUCAUGCCUUCUAUAUCACAGCUCCAGAGACUAAUUGAACAAGCAUGGAGAAACGGCUUUGAUCCUCAGGGAUGUGAGCAGUUAGGAGGAAAGCUGUGGAAUACAAGAAAAUGGAUAGGUGCUACAGAAGUGGUAACUUUGCUCUCAUCCUUUAGAAUCAAAUGCCACCUUAUAGACUGCCAUCGACCAACAGGAGCAGAUGGGACACAUCCAGAGUUGUUCCGAUGGUGCCUUGAAUAUUUUUCCAAACCUGCAGAGUUCAAGCCUCCUAUUUAUCUUCAGCAUCAGGGACACAGUCGAACAAUCAUUGGGGUAGAACAGCUGGGAGGAAAUGAGGGAGGACUACGGUUACUGGUCUUGGACCCCUCGCAUUCCCCCACUCAGAUGUCACAGCUCCUUCACACACAGACAGCUCCAGCAGGGAUGAGGCUACUUCGGAAGCCUCUCUCAAGCAUGAGGGCCAAGCAGUAUCAGAUGGUCAUAGUAGUUGGCCUUAUGGAAACAGAGCAAGAAUAUAAGCAAAGCAAAAUUCUUCAAGCAUCAACCAGGAUACCCAAAGAUUGAGAACAAGUUUAGAAGUUAACUGAAAAUAUUAUGUUAGAAAGGUGUUCUGAACGUGAUAUUUCAUAUUGAGAUAAAUAGAACCGUGUCAGUUUGUGAAUCAACUAGUGCAGACCUGGAAACCAAAGCAAAGCUGGCCCACUGCCAAUCUUAGAUUACAUGUGAUAAUAUUCCCUUUCAGUUUUUGUAUCAUGCUGUCUCUGUUGAAACUGGUAAGAUAGAUUGGAGAGAAAUCAGUGGGCCACAUUAGUGAUCUAGCUGCUAGCGAGUGGUUAUUGUGUCUCUCUCUGCUCAUUCUCUUUAAACCAUAUCUUGUACCAAGAGAAUAUUCCAUAGGAUAAUCCCUCUUGAUGCUAGACUGUGGAAAUUCUCAAAUAUCAUGCAGGACUUCCUUUUCUUUUUUUCUCUAUUUUUCUGUGUGGUUGUAAGUCCUGUUUUCUUUCUUUCUUUUUUCUAGGCCCAGUUUCUCUCUCUCUCUCUCUCCUCUCUCAUCU